Molecule: messenger RNA, 1251 nt
Organism: Cryphonectria parasitica EP155
Lineage: Eukaryota; Fungi; Ascomycota; Sordariomycetes; Diaporthales; Cryphonectriaceae
Product: DUF300-domain-containing protein
Exons: 3
Biological process (GO): transport
Molecular function (GO): transporter activity
Source: RefSeq, a predicted model, not a curated record
CUGACGUUCCAUCAAUUGGCCAUACUAAUCUCUGCCGCCGCAGGGCUAGGGUCUUUUAUGCUCAGCUUCUUCUUGAUUUAUAUGCAUGCUGCUCAUUAUACCAAGCCAGCAGAGCAAAGAAACAUCAUUCGCAUCCUCUUUAUGAUACCCAUCUACGCGGCCUCCAACUUUCUUCAGCUCUAUUUCUACCACCAUGCCGUUUACUACUCAGUCAUUUCUGACUGCUAUGAGGCGUUCGCCAUUGCCGCCUUCUUCAGCCUCAUGUGCCAAUAUGUGGCACCGAACCUCCACGAGCAGAAGCAAUUCUUCAGACAACUAUCGCCGAUUCAGCCCUGGGUGCUGCCACUGAAUUGGUUCAAGGCCAUGUGCGGAGGAGAUAGGGGGCCUUGGCGCACGCCUAAGAGUGGCUUGACGUGGUUCAACAUCAUCUGGAUCGGUGUCUACCACUACUGCUUCAUCCGAGUCAUCAUGACCAUUGUUGCCGUUGUGACCCAACAUUUCAAGAAAUAUUGUGAAAGCUCACUUAGUCCCCUGUUCGCUCACAUCUGGGUUCUCGCUGUCGAGUGUGUUGCAGUCGCCAUUGCCAUGUACUGCAUCAUCCAGUAUUAUGUCCAAUUCAAGCAGCAGCUGGCAUACCACAAGCCCUUCCUCAAGGUGCUCUCCAUCAAACUGGUCAUCUUCCUGAGCUUCUGGCAGUCUGUGAUCAUCUCCAUCAUCUCGUCAUCGUGGCUCACCCUCCUCCACUCCACCUCCACGCUCCAGUACCCCGACAUCUCUACCGGCAUACCCGCGCUGAUGCUCUCUGUCGAGAUGUUUAUCUUCUCCAUCCUGCACAUCUAUGCUUAUCCCUGGCAGCCUUAUCGCCAGGGUGCGCCGAUCGUGUUCUACCCCAAGCCGAACCCGGACGCACGAGAACCACAGGAGAAUACGCCGCAGCCGCCUCUCGGUGUCGGGAGGGCGCUGGUGGACGCGUUCAACUUCUGGGACGUCGUCAAGGCCUUUGGCCGUGGCAUGCGCUGGCUCUUCGUGGGGGUUAAGCGCCGUCACGAGGACGUUAGCUACCAGAAGAACAUGGCUAUGGACAUCGACAUGGAUGGUAAGGAAGACGAUCAUUCUCAUGCUUUAUACCCUUACCAGCCGCGCAUCGGCAGGAGCACCGACCACCUGCCCAUCGCGACUCAGUUUCGUAAGCACCACCGCCCUGGCGCCGGCGAUAUUGAUCAGCUUCGCACUCUUGAGAGGCAAUCCUGA